Phyllotreta striolata is the source of this 966-nucleotide messenger RNA. The record is from the annotation of a GenBank genome assembly. Lineage: Eukaryota; Metazoa; Arthropoda; Insecta; Coleoptera; Chrysomelidae.
UUAGAAGAGUACCACAAAUUUAAAAGAUGAAAUAUUUCGUAAUAGCUCUAGCUCUUACGCUGGCACGUGCAUAUGCAUCUGAAGAGAAUGUAGUGAUUAAAAGAAUCGAGGGAGGCGUGAGUGGCGUGGGUACCACCACCAGAUACUGGGAUUGCUGCAAACCCACCUGCUCCUGGCCAGGAAACGUAGAAUACAAAAAACCUGUAAAAGCUUGCAAAGCCGACGGUGUAACAGCCAACGAUCCAGAAAACCAGUCAGGAUGCGUCGGAGGACAAUCCUACGUGUGCACCAACCAGGCCGGUUACGCCAAGAACUCCACUCUAGCUUACGGAUUUGUGGCCGCUCGUUUCCACGACACUACUAGAAACAUGUGUUGCUCUUGCGUCCUUUUCACGUUCCACACCCAAUGGCCUUCCAAACUAAACGGUACGCAGAUGUUGGUGCAAGUAACCAAUACUGGAAACGCUCCGGAAUCAAAAACUAACUUGUUCGACAUCGCCAUGCCUGGAAGUGGAGUGGGCUAUUACACGCAAGGUUGCACGUCCCAAUGGAACACCGACGUGUCCGAUUGGGGCGACCAAUACGGCGGAGUACACGAGGAGAAAGAUUGCUACAAGCUUCCGAAGAAGUUGUGGAACGGGUGCUUGUUCAGGUUCCAAUGGAUGUACGGUUACUCCAAUCCUGAUGUGUCGUUCUACGAAGUAGAAUGCCCGAAGGAGUUGAUAGAUAAAAGCGGUUGUACACCCGUAUCGCAUUAAUUGUAGUUCCAAUAAAUGAAUUAACUAUACUUUUACUAUAAUUCUUGCUCACUUUGUUAUAUUUUUUAUGUAUUUUUGGCAACCAGUUGCAUACGUACUUGACGGGUGACUAUUUAAUACAUAGUAUUUUAUAGAUUAUUUAACAACUCUGAGAAUUAUGCUUAAAAUUCUAAGUAGGUUUCUACCUACUGCUUGUAGAUAGUAUUUA